Messenger RNA from Lutzomyia longipalpis, 3264 nucleotides. RefSeq lists its product as uncharacterized. Lineage: Eukaryota; Metazoa; Arthropoda; Insecta; Diptera; Psychodidae. The coding region runs from base 325 to 1668 and encodes 447 amino acids. The record is from RefSeq and is a predicted model, not a curated record. The transcript has 6 exons.
GUACCAGUCGCGCGGGAAUCUUCCACACAGAGAGAGGCCUUUUUCCUCAAUCUCGCAGACAAAGCAAAUGUGGAAUUUCCUCUAUCAGUGUUUAUUUCAUUAGAUUUUUUCCAAACAUACCAAAAAAAGGAGCAUUCUCCAUCAGCAGAGAACUACAUAAGUGUGUGUCUUUUUAACCCCUUUAUUAUUCACUUCAAUUUGCUGUGUGCUUAAUUGUUUGGUGAACAUUACAUUAUUUAGAAUCCACCCGUUAGAGAGAGAGAGAGAGAACAUUAAGUGUGUGGGCCCAUUGAGGAAAGUGCUUCAUUUGUGAAAUUGUGAAAGAUGGGAAAGGGUAAAUUAUUCUUUUCCACACGACUUCUACUUCCCACAGCAGCAACUCUGUGUCUUCUCAUUCAGUCUGUUCAUCCAGAAUCUCCACAGACCGGUGUAUUGAAUCCAUAUGUCUUGGAUCAAAUUAUUAAUCUUAUUUCAACACAAGAUGAGAGUUACGAUAUACACAGGAUAGCUCUUCGAAAUCGAUUGAGGAGCAUCCUCGAGAAAGCCAUCGAUGAGAGGGACUAUCAGAGAUUGGAUGAGAGUGCAGAUGAUGUGGACUUUUUGGCUGACAAGCGCUCAAUAAAUUCCCUCGCACGUGCUGGUUUAUUUCCAAAACGCAAUCUCGGAUCAGUGCUCCGGACAGGUGGCUUUCAGCGUACAGGUGGCGACAAUGGGGGUGGUGGUAAACGGAGUGUUGCCAGCCUCGCAAAGGCCGGGCAACUCCCAUCGAAAGAACCCGAUGCCGAAUAUGCGCCAUCAUCAGUUCAUUGGUUUGCAAACAAACGCAAUCUUGGCAGUCUUGUACGUUCUGGGAAUCUCAAUUUGUCCGGAAAGAGGAAUAUGGCAUCACUUGCACGUGGAAAUAUUUUGCCACAGACAAAACGUGAGUGGAUUGAGGAGGAACGUCGUAGUAUUGGUGCUCUAGCUAGGGAUUGGGCAUUGCCAAAUCAGAAAAACAAAGAUGAAGAAGAGGAGGAAUUAAAAGCUGAAAAGAAAAAUAUUGGAGCACUGAGAAAUUCACCCGUCCAUGGAACAAGACAAAAACGACAAGCAUCUUACACUGAUUUUGAAGACGGUCUUUUUGAAGUGCCAGAACCAGUUGUUCAGACAUCCCCACUUGACUACGAAGACAUCCUCGAAACGCUCAAUAGUUUGAAUUCAGAUGCACACUUUGAGGAUAAAAGAUAUCUCGGCUCAAUGGCACGAAAUGGAUGGCUAAGGUCCUUUGGUGGUAAGGAGAAGCGUCAUAUAAGUUCCCUGGCGCGUCUUGGUCUCCUGCGGAGUGAUCUGGAGUCUAGAUAUGGGCAAAUGCCACUACGGGGGCCACCGGAGAAACGCCAUAUUGGAGCCCUCGCUAGGUCUGGGUGGUUUUCUGCGUCCUUUAGACCCGCUAGAGGAGGUCGUUUUAGUCGAUCGGGCAGGGCGAGGUCUCAAACAGACGGAUUUUCCCUCCAACCCGACCGACUUCAGCGACCUAUCGCCAGCGCGUGUAGACGAUGUUCAAAUACUUACCUCCAACGCACCAGUUGGGCAGCACCAGGACUUCAGCAUUGGGGUACCCCACCAAGACUCACAGCCAUAUGGCGUAGAAGCACCAAUAGCAAUUCAAUCCGGAAGCCAUACUAUUGAACUGCCGCCACAACACACUAAAACAUCCCACGAUGAAAAUUCUCUAUCAGAUUUAUCUACUUAUCCCCUUAUCAAUGAGAUUGAUUCAAAUGACAUUGACUACUACACACUACCUACAUUUGAAUGUACAAAUUGUUUUCCUCCACUUCUAUUCUAAAGCAAAGACAUUCCUCUUUAACCACAUAAAAAAAAAUCAAAAAGAACUGCUUAGAACUAAUCACGGACGAUGCUGAAGAAUAUAUUAACUAAAAGAUCUAAUACACAUAGUAAUUAUUAAUUUAUUUCCUUCCUGUAUAGGUAUGUAUUUAAAUAACUAUUUAAGAUACACUCUUUGUUAUUUCUUAAGGACAAUAAGAAGGGUUUCAUUAAAAAUUAUGAAGCCCAAUAGAACAAACUGUGGGGCUUAAAUGAUUUAAUAAUUUCAAUUCAAAAUGAUUUUUUUUGCAGUAUAGUUUAGCAUGGGAAAAAAGGUGUUAAUCAUUAAAACAGAAAAUCUACAAUUCAGGAAAAAUCAGUAAUAGAGACACAGGGUGCGACAAAAUACUCUAAAUUGCUUAAUUGAGAAGGAAAAAAUUAAAUUUCUUUUCAUCUGAAGAGAUAAUAAAUAUACAUAUAAAAAUAUCUAUGCGACUUACGUUAAUGUAAAAUCAAUUUAAAAUUAGUCUAAAAAAUAUGAUUUCCUUAUCAGGGCGACGACAAAACAAUCAAAAAAUAAAUAAAAGAACGGAAAGAAUAUUGAAGAAUCAUAUCUUAUAAAAUUCAUAUCAAAAAAUGAAAUUUUAAAUCAUAUCAAUUCUACUUCUUCCUUAAGCCAAAACACAAUACAUACCUAUAUAAUUUAUUUUCAUUGUUGUUAAACUCAAUCAAAAAACUAAUCUUUUUACCUUUCUGUUCGCCUAUUUUAGAACAUUCAAAACAGAGUUCUAUAAAGAUCCAUUUGUGUGAAGAAUAUUGAAAAUAUCACAGAAAUAAUAUAAAUGUAAAAUUUCUUAAAUCAAAAACAAUCCUAAAAUCACUUUAAAAAAAAUCCAUUGAAACUUUGAGAGAAAAAAAUAUAUAUAAAAUAAUAUCUGUAUAACAUAAGACAAUAAAUAAUUCUAUUUAAAGAGUGAGGUUAAUAUACUCACUACGAAGAACACCAUCGGAAAAAAAUUAACACAUUUAUAUACCUAUACGCAAAAAAAUCAUGGACAAUAAUUGGAAAGAUAUUAAAGGAAAAAAAAAGAAAAAAAAACGAUUGAAAAAUAAAAUAAAUUUAAAAAAUAAGAAAAUAUCUCCAAAAAAAAGAACAUUUGCUGUGUUUGACAAUUCCAAUUUACAAAAUAAUGAGAGAAAAAAAAAUAUGGAAUAAUAUUAUGAAAGAGAUGUAAGACAAUACAUAUAUCUAUACAUUUUAUCAUUGUUAAAUCAUAAAAUCGUUUUUUAAAAUAAACGAUCCCUUUUAGCUUGUUAGACAAUAAACUGAAAAGUAUAUUAGACAAUAAAAAAAAAUCAAUGGAUCAUUUCUGAAUAUAUAGAAUAUUUUAUCCUUUAAAAAAACUAUGUAUUUUAAUUGUAUUAAAAGAGCAUAUUAAACAAAAUUUACGAACAAAAAAA